Messenger RNA from Mus musculus (house mouse), 20583 nucleotides. RefSeq names its product catenin delta 1 (gene Ctnnd1). The transcript has 21 exons. The record is from RefSeq and is a predicted model, not a curated record. Gene Ontology annotation, cellular component: nucleus; adherens junction; plasma membrane. Gene Ontology annotation, biological process: cell-cell adhesion. The coding region runs from base 1884 to 4787 and encodes 967 amino acids. Lineage: Eukaryota; Metazoa; Chordata; Mammalia; Rodentia; Muridae.
UUGGGGAAGGACUCUGCCCUGGUCGGAAGCUGGUCGUACAGAUGGCUCUUACCAUGUUUCGGAACUUUUAGCCCCCUCACCUUUGAAUUUGUGGCAGUGGGAAGUUGCAGGAAGCUUUCGAGUUUCAAUGGUAUUGUUUUUUCCUUCUGAACGUGAACGGCCCAGAAGGGUUUCAGCGCUGCAGUUCCUGGGUGGAUCCCUCUUUCACUUUUCCAGGUGUGGUGGUGGGUGGGAGCCGCUGUCGCCUGCCUGCCUGCCUGCCUGCCUGCCUGCCUAGGAGGCUCUUUGCUUUGCCUUGUGAAAACAAAUGGAUCUACGUUAACUUGAGUUGCCCUUCCUUCCUUCCUUCCUUCCUUCCUUCCUUCCUUCCUUCCUUCCUUCCUUCCUUCCUUCCUUUUUGUACUAAAAGUCGUUUUAGUGGCACAGAUUUGUAAAGGUGUGUGUUAAACUUACUGAUAUGGUAAUGUUUGGCCUUUAAAGGGAUAAGGAAAUUCUAAUCAUACUUUCUGUUGACCGGAGUGAAACAGCAAAACACCUGAAAGUCUUUUCUCAGUCCUUUUGGUCUCUGAAAGGUUUGUAGGUUGUAAAUAGACGGGUGAAGAGAAACCACUUAAUGAAAACUUGGAGUUUGCAAAGCAUGUUUGAGAAAGCACAAAGGGAAUUUUAUUUUUAAGCCACUGGAAUGAUGCUUUUUUGAGGUGUCUUUUGUUUGUUUGCCUGCUCAAUUAACUUACCACUAAGUUAGAACUCUGUUAAAGCUAAAGGCUUGUGACUGGUUCAUGUUUUAUAAUUGACCUUAAGGUUUGCUUGGUUUUGAUUUUUUUAUAUGCAUUCUUGGAAAUGUGCAGAUCCUAGAUAAUUAUAUAGCCAACUCUUCAGUAGCUGGAAAAUAGGUACUUUCUUCUUUUAAAAUGGAAAUCAGCAUGGAAAUUAGAGCUGGAAUAGAUAUUGCUCUAAUUGUAUCAAGAUGGGUCUUAAUAUCUAAGCUCCUCAUUACCUUUAAACUGAUAUGAAUCUUUAAUCUUUUGAUUUCAUAGUCCCUGUCCCCAUUUUUUUUAGACUAGAAUAUUUCCUUGAAUAUUUUUCUACUGGGAAGACAUUCCUUGUGUGAUGAUUUUGUCCUUGUGCGGUUGUGGCUUCUGGAGGAAACAAGUUUUGUUCCUCUUUUCCUUUCCAUAUAAUUUAGGCAAGGAUUACAGGAAAAAAUUUGACGAGUGGACCUCAGAAUUAAAAUAAGUAAUUGAUAAGAAAGACAAAAGACAAUAUGUACAGUGUGUUGGGCUAUAGUUUUCAUUUCCAAUUUUUCAAUUUUCCUUUGAAAUGCUUUUCCAAGGAGAUUUCUCAGUGUGUCUUUGGAGGGUCGGUUUGUUGCUGCCACAGUGUCGGUUUCUCACUCAACCUUUAGGGGGAGGGAUGAGAGUCUGAAGGAGGAGUACAAAGGCAGUUUGAAAAUAGGUUCUGGAUGACUGCUGGUGAUCUGGGUCCGGCUUGGAAACUGAGCUUUGUGUAGCCGUGUUGCGCAGCAUUAGGGUCCAGAACUAUUUACAAACUAAGGUAUUGUUUGGCCUGCCGUAUAGUGAAGAGCCUUUUGAGGUGAUAAGAUGGAAGAUUUUUGUCUUUUACUUCUCCUUCCUUGGUUCUUUCUGGAAUUACAGGAAAGAGUACAGAUAACUCUCUCCUUCCUGCUUGCUGCUUGCUGAGGUGGCUGGGGUGCUUCCAUGGUUUAUCUGAGUCUAGACUGGGCUAUUCUCUGUGCUAAACCAAUCAAUUACGGGCCUUCUCUUAACAGUGUGAAGUGAGGGGACCUACUCCCUCCUUUCUACUCCCUCUGUGGUCCACCUUACUUUUUAUCCUGCCCUGCGGCGGCUCCUCCCCUUACCUUCAUGGACGACUCAGAGGUGGAGUCGACCGCCAGCAUCUUGGCCUCUGUGAAAGAACAAGAGGCCCAGUUUGAGAAGCUGACCCGGGCGCUGGAAGAGGAGCGGCGCCAUGUCUCGGCGCAACUGGAACGCGUCCGGGUCUCACCACAAGAUGCCAACUCACUCAUGGCCAAUGGCACCCUCACUCGUCGGCAUCAGAACGGCCGGUUUGUGGGCGAUGCUGACCUUGAGAGACAGAAAUUUUCAGAUCUGAAACUCAACGGACCCCAGGAUCACAACCACCUUCUGUACAGCACUAUCCCCAGGAUGCAGGAGCCAGGACAGAUUGUGGAAACCUACACCGAGGAGGACCCUGAAGGAGCCAUGUCUGUUGUUUCUGUGGAGACCACAGAUGAUGGGACCACUAGACGCACGGAGACCACAGUCAAAAAAGUUGUGAAGACAAUGACAACUCGGACAGUACAGCCUGUCCCCAUGGGGCCAGACGGGCUGCCCGUGGACGCCUCAGCAGUCUCCAAUAACUAUAUCCAGACCUUGGGCCGUGAUUUUCGCAAGAAUGGCAAUGGGGGCCCUGGUCCCUAUGUGGGGCAAGCGGGCACUGCCACUCUUCCUAGGAACUUCCACUAUCCUCCAGAUGGGUAUGGCCGACACUAUGAAGAUGGUUAUCCAGGUGGCAGUGACAACUACGGCAGUCUGUCCCGGGUGACCCGAAUUGAGGAGCGGUAUAGGCCCAGCAUGGAAGGCUACCGGGCACCCAGUAGACAAGAUGUCUAUGGGCCCCAGCCCCAGGUUCGAGUAGGUGGAAGCAGUGUGGACCUGCAUCGUUUUCAUCCUGAGCCUUACGGGCUAGAGGAUGACCAGCGCAGCAUGGGCUAUGAUGACCUCGAUUACGGCAUGAUGUCUGAUUAUGGUACUGCCCGUCGGACAGGAACACCCUCUGACCCUCGACGACGCCUCAGGAGCUAUGAAGACAUGAUUGGUGAAGAGGUGCCGCCUGAUCAGUACUAUUGGGCUCCUUUAGCUCAGCAUGAGCGGGGCAGUUUAGCAAGCUUGGAUAGUUUGCGAAAGGGAAUGCCCCCACCUUCAAACUGGAGACAGCCUGAGCUGCCAGAGGUGAUUGCCAUGUUAGGCUUCCGCUUGGAUGCUGUUAAGUCCAAUGCAGCUGCAUACCUGCAGCACUUAUGCUACCGCAAUGACAAGGUGAAGACUGACGUGCGGAAGCUCAAGGGUAUCCCGAUAUUGGUAGGAUUGUUAGACCAUCCCAAAAAGGAAGUGCACCUCGGAGCCUGUGGAGCUCUCAAGAAUAUCUCUUUUGGACGUGACCAAGAUAACAAGAUCGCCAUAAAAAACUGUGAUGGUGUUCCUGCUCUGGUCCGAUUGCUCCGAAAGGCUCGUGAUAUGGACCUGACUGAAGUGAUUACUGGAACCCUGUGGAAUCUCUCAUCCCAUGAUUCAAUCAAAAUGGAGAUUGUGGACCAUGCGCUACAUGCCUUGACAGAUGAAGUUAUCAUUCCACAUUCUGGUUGGGAGAGAGAACCUAAUGAAGACUGUAAGCCACGGCAUAUUGAAUGGGAGUCAGUGCUUACCAACACUGCUGGCUGCCUUCGGAACGUAAGCUCAGAGAGGAGUGAAGCCCGGAGGAAACUUCGGGAAUGUGACGGCUUAGUUGAUGCCCUCAUUUUCAUCGUUCAGGCAGAAAUUGGGCAGAAGGAUUCAGACAGUAAGCUUGUGGAGAAUUGUGUUUGCCUCCUCCGGAACUUAUCAUACCAAGUUCAUCGUGAAAUCCCACAGGCAGAGCGUUACCAGGAGGCCCUUCCUACUGUGGCUAACAGUACUGGGCCACACGCUGCCAGUUGCUUUGGAGCCAAGAAGGGCAAAGAUGAGUGGUUCUCCAGAGGGAAAAAGCCUACAGAGGAUCCAGCAAAUGAUACAGUGGAUUUCCCUAAAAGAACUAGUCCUGCUCGAGGCUAUGAACUCUUAUUUCAGCCAGAAGUGGUGCGAAUAUACAUUUCACUCCUUAAGGAGAGCAAGACGCCUGCCAUCUUAGAAGCCUCGGCCGGAGCUAUCCAGAACUUGUGUGCUGGGCGUUGGACAUAUGGCAGAUACAUCCGCUCUGCUCUUCGUCAGGAGAAGGCUCUCUCUGCCAUAGCUGAGCUCCUUACGAGUGAGCAUGAGCGAGUAGUAAAAGCUGCUUCUGGGGCACUGAGAAAUCUGGCUGUGGAUGCUCGGAACAAAGAGUUAAUUGGCAAGCAUGCUAUUCCUAACUUGGUAAAGAAUCUGCCAGGAGGUCAACAGAACUCCUCCUGGAAUUUUUCUGAAGAUACUGUGGUCUCCAUAUUGAACACCAUCAACGAAGUUAUCGCUGAGAACUUAGAAGCUGCCAAAAAGCUUCGAGAGACGCAGGGUAUUGAGAAGCUGGUGUUGAUCAACAAAUCAGGGAAUCGUUCAGAAAAAGAAGUCCGGGCAGCAGCUCUUGUCCUGCAGACAAUCUGGGGCUAUAAGGAGCUUCGGAAGCCACUGGAAAAAGAAGGAUGGAAGAAAUCAGACUUCCAGGUGAAUCUAAACAAUGCAUCUAGAAGCCAGAGCAGCCAUUCAUAUGAUGAUAGCACUCUCCCCCUCAUUGACCGGAAUCAAAAAUCAGAUAAGAAACCUGACCGGGAAGAAAUUCCAAUGAGCAAUAUGGGGUCAAACACAAAAUCAUUAGAUAACAACUAUUCCACACUGAAUGAGAGAGGAGACCACAACAGAACACUGGACCGAUCUGGGGAUCUGGGUGAUAUGGAACCAUUGAAGGGAGCACCCUUGAUGCAGGACGAGGGGCAGGAAUCUUUGGAGGAAGAGUUGGAUGUGUUGGUUUUGGAUGAUGAGGGGAACCAAGUGUCUUACUCCCCCAUGCAGAAGAUUUAGCGCCACUCUACCUGCUCCAUAUGGGCUUAUAAUAUAUUACUUUUAUUUUUUGGUGGUGAAAUGGACUGAUGAUUUUUUUCCUUUCUUCGCUGGACUAUUGUGCCAACUGCCAGGCUGACUCCUACCCUUGUAGCCCAAAUUGGCUGCCGUCAUCCGUGAAUUACCUACAUCUUCCACUGAAGUUUAAUUGUCCUAUCCUCCCAGACCCUACUUCCAGUUUUCCCCCAAGAAACCUGACUCUGUUAUUUGCAUAUCUUGAGAAACUGCUGCAGAUUAGCUCUUUUUGCCAGCCUUCCCUGGAACUCUUGGCCUUGCAUAGAGGGAGGGAGAGUGGAACUCUCUACUGGAAGCAAUGGGAAGAACUGAAAAUUACACACUGUCUGUUCAGCAGUCAGCAUUCUGACAAACUGAUGACUUUUAAUCAAGACUAUUUUUUCUGGUGUGGGGGGAACUUUUUAUUUUGUUUUGGAUGGGGAAGUGUGAGUUCUUCCCUUAUCCAGUGGCGAUUUUUGAAGCCAAGAAGGCUGGAAACAUUGGCACAUUCCACCUGGCAAGGGCCCUCAAGUAAGUGAAGUACUCCCCAACCUCAGAGUGAGAACUCUUGUUCCUCCUGUUCAAGGCAGGGACCACAAAGGACCUACAGACUCCAUCUCUCUGUCAGCUUCAGGAUAACCUUGGGGUGCUGUCCUGACCAAGGCUGUCCUUAACCCUCCUCUCCUACCCUGUGAUAAACCUGCUAACUUGACCUGGCUGUUUUGCAAGAUGCUUUGUAAAAAGGAGAAUGCCAUGGAACCCCCUGGUUGAGAAGAAACAGAAAGAUUGUCUAUUGAGAAGAUGAACCUCUAGGAGGAAUGUACAUGAAGUGGUUAGUCUGAAACUGGCAGGAAGCUUCAGAGCUGGCUUUCCUCAGCCCCCUCACCCCAUCUCUCUUCGUCCUUUAUAAGCUUGUCCUCCCUCUCCUCCCCUUCCCUGGAUUUGUUGGCCAACUUACAAGACUUGUACAUAGCUCCUCCCCCUUUGCCCUUGUAAGGUAGGAGUUGCCCUGGCUUUGCCUCUUCUUUGUGCCUUUGGCCUGGGGUGCAUCUCCUCCCUCUCUUCCAGGUGCCUUUCUUUGCCUCUGCAGUCUCAUUUCUCAUGAUUUUGCAAGUUAGACCUUGUUAUUUUCUUACCCACUGUUGACCCCCAGUAGCUGAAGCAAAGAAGAGGAGUGGUAACUUAGGGAACUUCACGUCCCUACUGGGUGUUGUUAAAGCCUCUGACAUAGCCACAACAGGCUUCUGCUUAACAGUGUGCAGUUGGGAUUGGUGAAAAUCCAUCCCGAUAAGUCUCAAAGUGAGGCUGUUAGGAGGGAGUGCUGUGACUCUGACUCCUUAGUCGUCCCCAGUUCCCAUCAUCUCUGAAAGGCUACAGGGAAUCAGGCCAUGCCUCCAUUACACCCUUUUCUGUUGUAGUGAGUGUUACAGCUUGGCUAGAGAAGCAGCUACUAUGUGGGUGCAAUUUUUUUUAAACAUUUUUCCUUAUUUUCUUUCCUUAAUCUAAAAGCUCUAUUCAAUGCAACUGGAAUUCUUUAUCCCUCUUGUCCUGUUCCUUAAUAUAUUGAGGCUAUGGGGUAGGAGAAAAGUGCACAGCCCACCAACUCCUUUUCUUAUACAUUGCAGUCACCCCCUCCCCCCAACCUUUGCUUCCUUCCCAUUUCUUCCUAGUCCCGUUUCCCUUUUCUGGCAAAAAGGAGCUCUGUGCUCUCUGUGACCCUCAGAGUACACUGCACAGGGGAGCCUCCCCCACCCACAUCUAUCUGCCUCUGGUUUUGGGUUCUCUUGUCCUCUUCUGCUCUUCCUGGUGCUCUUUCUUCUCGGUGGGGUGUGGGUAAUAGAAUAGCCAUGGGCUUUGGGGACCUUUAACUGUUUUUUUGUUUGUUUGUUUUGUUUUUCCUUUUUCAUUUAUAAAAACACUAAACAUUCAAUUUCAGCAAACCAAAAAUCCUACCCUCCCACCGAAUACUACUAAGGGGCAUAUCUUCUGCUCUGUAUCUUUUCUCUCUUUCUUUCUCUUGUUAAUGCUUUUAAAAACAAAUGAGUUUUUUAUAUAAAUAAAAGUUUUUAAAGUGUGUGUGUGGGAGGUCUGUGUCAUUUCUUCACUUCCAGCUGCACUUCUUCCCUCCUUUCCUUCUUAGUUACUUUGGUGCCGGUGUUGUUUUUCUAUGCAGAGCAGCCAGAAGGCGGUUCGUUGUCUCAGGAUGGGCUUACUUUAGUUUCAGUCCCAACUCUAAUGAAGGAAGGUUCUUUGUAACACCCUCCCACUCCAGAGUCUUAAAAAUAUUUAAUGAAUGGCUGAAGUAGAGCAUGAGAACUUUCUGCUAUUAGAGUUAGAAAGUGAAGUGCAUACCCUGGCUUCCCCAUUCUUUGGGGUUCUCAUACAUCAUGACAAAAUCAGCACUAAGCAAAGCCCUCUAACGCUUGGCUCUUUUGAACACAACAUAUCAAAUCUAGAAGAUUAGAAGCUAGCAGUCCCAACAGCUACCUUAGUAACUGUGAAAGAGUUCAAAGUCCUCUGCACGAGAGCACUGAUCACAGAUCAUGGCAAUGCUGCUCAGGCCCUAUGGAGUCGGUUGGGUUGUUUGGUAGGACAUCCCGCCAAAUUGUAUAUGGUUAACAGAAACCGGAUCACUGGGGGUUAUCUUUACUGCAGAUACCAAAGAUUCAGACUCAUGGAAAGAUACUUUUCCGGGGCCCUUAUGUCCUGUCAUAUAAUUUAAAGAUCUCCAGAGAAUUUGUAUAAAAUGCUUAUUAUAUAGUGACAUCUUCAAUCACUAUAUUAUAAAAUUACUGGUCUGUUCCCAGUGAUAGCCCAGGAUCACCACAUUAUACAAGACGUAAGAGCUUUUGGGGGCUAAUGAGAACCGGGCAGCUCCAGCAGUGUAGCUGUGUAGAUUAAGGCUUGAUUUGCACUUACACCUGUAGUCUUGGAGCUGACAAAUAAGGUACAAAGCCGAAAACUUCAGCUUCUGCUCUGCUGCAAAGGUUCUGUUUUUACGUAGAGAAACGUGGCCAUUGGUCAGCAACCUUUCCUCACUGGUAUUGAGUUAGAUCAAAACCCUGCUGCAGGCUGGCCUUAGCUCAUGAUCCUCCUGCCUCUCUCCUCAGUGCUGGGACUGUAGGUGCCAGUCACCAUGUUCCUCUACAGAGUUUUCAAAGGUCUAGAUCAAGCCAGCCCUAGUGGUAUGUACUGCUAAUCCCAGCACUCGGGUGACAGACACCAGCCUGGACUACAUAGCAAGACUUUGUCUUGGUCAGUCAACGAAUCAGUUAUUCAUGCUCAGAGCCAAACUGAAAUGUUGGACUGACCUAUAAGCGCCAAAUAUGGUUUGAUUGGUUUUGAAAGCCAGGGCCUCACUGUGUAGCUAGCCCGACCAGUUUGACCUUGAGCUUGUGGCAACCCUUCCCAGGUGCUGAGAUUAUACUGCCACCAUGCCUGAGUUUCUUGGCAGACUUGACAGUGCUUUAGAGGCAGCCCUCUUGAUACUUCUCACUCAUACUAACAUUAAGAAACUUUUGGAAUUUGUUCCUUCUUAGUGGCUCUUCUCAGGUUUUGUUUUGAUUGCUUUCCUGGUUUUUGUUAGUUUUUUUUUUUCCCAUGUUUAUUUUAUAUCUAUGGGUGUUUUGUCUGCAUGAAUGUCUUGCAUCACACACAUUGCACAUGUGUAUAAUGUCCAAAGAGACCAGAAGAGAGUGUGGCAUCCUCUGGAACUGGAGUUACAGUGAGUGGUUGUGAGCUGCUGUGUGGGUGCUCAGAGUAGAACUCAGGUCCUCUGGAAAAGCAGCGUGUGUGUGUGUGGUGUGUGCGCCAGUUGUGUGGUUGCUCUUCAGAGCCUCUGAGAGCUGAGUCAUGGAAUUACAUACGGGCUGCUUAGGUGUGGGUAUUCAGACAGAAUUUGGGUCCUCUCUUAACUGUUAGGCCCUCUCUCCUCCCUUAGUGCUUUGUAAGCUAUAGAAUCUGUAGAUCCACUUUUAUGAACCUGAGCAAGUAGAUAAGAAUUGCCUGUACUUGGUGCUGAGGUAGAUCAGCUGCCUUUGGCACAAGAUCAUAGUACGGUAUCAAUACCACAAUAAACCCCUGCUUUUCACUUAGAAAUUGUUUCAUAAGUUGGUCUCAGGAAUCUGAACCUUGUAAAGUGACAUAGGUUAUGUGGUUGAUGUAGGUGGCUAUCUAACUGAUCUAGGACACUUGCUUGUUUUCAGUAUGGAACCCAGAAUGACUGGCUAACUCUUGGCAAUAGUAGUGAGUAUGGGUAAAAAGAUAAUUCAUAAAAGAGAACAGCCGAGGCUGGGCCUGUGGCAUCUAAGUUCUAGUAGUUCUUUAUCUUGCUAAUCAUCUAUGCGAUUCCCAGGCUGACCCUGAAUGUGGUGCCUUUUAAGGCACAAAGAAUGUCCUGGAUUAUGAAUUAUUAAACUUCUUCCGGCUACAGAGGGUACUUCAACUAGGGAGCAAGUGGUCCCAUCAUCCAAAGCCAGAGACAUCAGGUGUGGAAAUGAAUCAUUCCAGAGAGAGGGCCUAGCUCAAGAAAACAAGCAUGGAAGAAAUAAGAUAACUGCCUAAAGCAAACUUCUUUUUCAUAGAAGAGACUUUUUGAGUUUUCUGCUACCUGUCCCUUAAAACAUCAGUUCUUCAGCUGUUGCAGCCAGGAUUACUGACAGACAGAAAAGCUGGAGAAGUGAGGUAGUCCGUUGCCAUUAACGAUCUGUCUGUAUCAUUGUGACAAUUUUUUGAGUUUAUAUUUUGUGUGGUGUACAGUGACCAGGGUCAAAAGCCACGAGUGAACUGCGUUGAGAGCUUUGCCCCCAUGCUCCUAAUGUCUGAAGGAAUUUCAAACAUUUUUGUUAUCAUGUGACAACUAGUCUUUCUAGAACCUGCAUGUAUUCUUGUCCUGCUGCCAUUCUCUGAUUGUCAUCUUUAGUGCUGAAGGACAAACAGUCUAAUGCUGUAAUGUGCCCCAGGAAAGUGAAUACGCACGUACAUGGACAUCUGUUCAUGUACCAGUCAUGUUCUGUGUGCUUCUUGUCUUCAUCAUUUUGUCUUGUUUUCUUUUGUUUUGUCAUUUUCAAACAAAAUUUGUUUUCUUGAUGCUCUUCACAUCCCUUUCCCAUCCCUUUGGCUCUCUUUGUUUUCAUCUCAAUCCUUGUUUUAGGAUUUAUGUGGGGCCUUUUUUACUAUUCAGGCUCUGCUUUGGAAAGAUGGUAUGGAUUAGAUUCCCUGAAAAUGCUUUCCAUAGAUGGAAAUAGGAUAAUAUAUAUUUAUUUAAAAAUACCCUUCACUCCUGUCUUGUUGGGAUUGAAUUGAGGGUUUCGCACAUGGUGGGCAAACACUAGCACUGAGCCACAUCCAGCUGUAUAUAAAAAUAACUUUAAACACUGCUGAAGAGGCACAAAAUGAAGCUGAUAAAACAAAGCUAAGACUGGGAUCCUUGCAAGUAUCUGAUAAAACUAGCCUUACUCAGUGGUUGCCAAGCACAGCAUACCUUUAGCUUCUAAGGAAUGUGGGAAGAAGGGAAGGAGUCCACAGAAUGCUUAGCAUAGAGAUGAAUAAACACUCAUGACCAGAUGGCUUGUUAUGCAAACCUUGUGAUCCAAGUUCAAUGCUUGGAACCCACAUAAAUGUGGAAAGAGAACCAAUCUCAAAGUGCAUGCAUACCUAUUAAGCAGCAACAAAUACCCCGUUGGGAGAGACAGCAAAGACCCUUGUACUAAUCUUGAUAAUUUGCAAAUUUUGACUACCUGUGUGACCCACAAACUCGUAAAUAGGGACUUUGAAGUGGUACUUCAUUGGUCACACCUCUAGAAGAUUAAAAGAAGUCAGUGCAUUUUCUCCGAAGAUUUAGAAACAACUCCCAUAAACUUGAGCCAGGUCCUUAAGUUAGGCAGAGUAGUAAAAGAGCAGUGGAAAUGGUGAUAGAAGAUGCAUAAGCCAAUCCUUAAAUACUUAAGAUGUUGGCACAAGCACGGACUAUAACAAGAUACAGAUUUGGGUCAGUGAGCUCCAGUGGUCAGAAGGCCUACUAAGCAAAGCCCUGGUAGACGAUGUGAAUCUUAGAGCAUGUAAUUAGUGAGUAAGAGUGUUGGACAAUGACAUGUAAGUUGAAAGGGUGAUUAGAGUAGAAUUCUGUAUUGAAGAAAAGUAAAGAUGCUGAUCAAAACUUUUGUGAAACGUGUCUCUAUUAGCUGUAACUAUUGAAGGAUAGAAAUAGAACAUAUGACUUCUAAAGAAAAGGCAAAAGCAGAAGGUAGCUGAAGUUGAUAGAAUGACCUGGGCUUAAAGGCUGCAGCAGUAGAGGAGAGGCGUAUGUCAUGCCAGUGCUAGGGUUAGCAUGCAACAAGUGAACAGAGCAUGGGUGGGAAGCAAGUGUAGAGUCAGAAGACGUCUUCCAAAAGGACGAAGUAACUUGAGUAAAGCUUCAGUAGCUGGUCGUGUAAGCUUAAACACAAGGGUAGGACCCAAUACUAUUACGUCUUCCUGUCUUAUUUUAUAAAUUGCUUUUUAAGAAAACCUUGUAUCUAUGCAUGUGUUCACAUAUGUGCACACAUGAAGGCCAGAGGCCAACUUCUACUAGCGUCUCUUGGUCUCUAUUUUGGGGGAAAGUCUCUCUAAACUUGAAGCUUACUAAUUGGCUAUACUGCCCGGCCAACGAGCUCCUGGGAUGCGCCUAUCUCUAUACCCUAGUGCUGGGGAGAUGAAUAACUGGAUGUAACAGCUGCUGAGAGUCUGACUUCUUGUCAUUAUGUGAGCAUAGCCAACCCUUCCUCUGCUGUGAAAUGUACCCUCUUUGUUCAAAGAUGCUGCCUUUAGGGUAAGAGAGCCAAUGAGGAGCACCGUGCUAUCCCAGGUCAUUUGGGCACCAUUCAUCAUUUCCUGGGAUCUCAGGGCCAUUAGCUGAAAAUCUGGAAUGCAGAUGGUCUAUCAUCAUGAGACACAUUUCCAGUAGACACUCACUCCUACUUGCACUCCUACUUACAUGGAACAUAGCUUAGAUUUUCCGUGGACUCCAGAUGUGCUAUAUAAUGUCUUCCUCAAACGCCAAUUGCUUUAAUCUUUUUUGAAGCUAAUGUCUGAUAUCCAGCUCGGGGUCUUGAAGUCAUUCAGAAUGAAAAUGUGUAAACUACUCAGCACCAAGCUCAGGCUUUGGUGUCUGGCUUCCUGAAUUUAAAUUCUCACUGUCAUAGCUGUGGACUCUUGCAAUCUCUGUUUUGUUUGUUUUUGUUUUUUAAUAAAUGUUUCUUUCAUUCAGUGGUGGGGGUUGAGCCUACAGCCUUGUAUAUGCUAAGCAAUCACACUUACCAAGGAAUCAUAUACCCGGUUCUCUUUGGCAGAUUUCUUAAUCUUUUGUCCCUCUUGUCAUGGAGCCUAAUAUGUACAUAUGGUGAAGAUAAAAUGAGAUUAUGAAUGGAAUUGCACUUAAACUAUAAUUGGCACAUACCAAGUAUGUUGUAGCUAUUAUUAUUAUUAGCACUAUUUUGAGAUAGGCUCCCUUUAUUUAGCCCAGUCUGGUCUUGAACUCACAGUAGUCUUCCUACCUUAGCUUCUUCACGGCUAUGAUUUCAGGCAUGAGCCACCACACCUGACAUAUUACUUUAUUAUCGUACCUAUCAUUAGAUAGUUCUCUCUGCAAUUAUAUGUACAUGUAUAUGCAUUUGUUUAUAUUAAUUAGAUGAUUAUUUUGCAAGGUAAAUUAUGUCUAACUACUUAAAGGAUUAUUUCAAGGGCUACCCAAAAUGACAAUUAGUGUACAUGUUCAGUUCCCAGAUUAGGAGAAAGUGGUAUCAGUCAUUUGAUGGAUAGUUACACUUCUCUCAUCUAGGUCCUAUUCUAAAUGUCUAUUAGAAAUGAUCUGUACAGAAAUUAAAGUCAGGGUUUACAGAUCACUUUAUGGCAAGGCCAGGUGGAAGCAUCCAUCAAGUCUAGAUGAGACUUAAUAAUAGACUUUUGAACCUGAUGGAAAAAGACUUUUUUUUUUCCCCAAAUACCAAGGUUUUUUGGAUGUCUGAAUCCUUGGGAGGUAAGGAAGUAAUCUGCUUGCAGAGCCUAUGAGAGCUAUGAAAAGAUUUAGUUGGAUGAAGUCAAAUAAAAAGCCACAUAUAUUUGUUAAGUACAUUGCUAUACACGAGGACUUAUUCUGGUUAUAAAGGUUAUCGUGAGCACAGGCCCUUGUCCUAAGAAAGCCAGAGAAAGAGUUGGAAAUAGUAAUGUUACUAGACCACUGUUAAGGAGAACAGUAUAGAGUAGGGAAGGUUGUGUAACCAACUACAGGAAACUGCAUAAUUUGAGGCAAGAGGUAAUGAUAGCUUAGACCACUGCGACAUAUUAUAAAAACGAUUACCAAUUCAAGGUCUAUGUAAUAAUGAUAGUAACAGCUGGUAUCUCCCCUCUUCUUCCCUCCCCUCUCCUUUUCCCUCCCCUCCUUCCCUUCCCCUCUCUUUCCCCCUCCCUAUCUCUUCUCCUUUCCUCUCCCCUUCUCUUUCUUCCUCCUCCCCACCCCCCCAGGUGGGCUGGAAAUUGAGGCCUUGAUUUAUCUAGGCAAGCUCUCCAUCAUUGAGUUGUAUCCACAUUUUCACUUCUGAGAUAGAGUAUCACUAAGUUGCAAACUGGCCUUGCAGUUGUGACGCUCCCACUGAGUCCAGUCCAGUGCUGGGCUUACAGGCCUGUACCCACACACCCUGCUAGUGCUUUCUCUGUAUGACACUUUAAAGUCUUUGUAUAUACUGACAUUUACUCUUUACAUCAGCCCUGUAUAGAAGGCAUGACAUGAACAUGUACUACAAAAUAAACCUAAGGCUGUGCUUCGUAUUACAUGUUUUCCCUGCUUGAUAUUUACCACAACUUGCUGAUUAUCCAUAUUUUGGAGAUGAAGAAAUUAAUUUUAAAGUAAUUAACUAACUUGCCUGAGGUCUCAUUUUUGUUGGUUCCCUUGGACUAGUUUUGGAACCAAGGCUGAGUGUUCACCUCUUAUAAUGGGUUUAUAAGUAUGCACUAUUAUGUCUGGCUUGGGGUGUUAGGCAUUGAAUGGAGAACUUCAUGCGUGUUAGGUGCGCGCUUUAAAUUUACUACCUACAGUGCUACAUCUUUAGUACUAUUUUUGUUUUUGUUGUUGUUGUUGUUGUUGUUGUUGUUGUUGUUUUGGGUUUUUUUGAGAGAGGGUCUUGUUGCUGCCCAGGAACUUGUAGUAUAGACCUUGAACUUGGGGCCAGUCCUCAUUCCUCUGCCAACAGAUUCUGGUAACCACCAUGCCCAGUCCUGAAUCCUUUGUUUUUUUAAACUACUGAUUUCAAAUGGUUUAAGGCAAAAUUAAUGGAACACAAGAAUGAAGAUGACUUAAGCAUCCUUAAGGAUGCUUUUCUGGUUGCUGGCUGAUACCAGCCACUAGCUGAAAUAGGAAACAGUGAUGAGUACAGGGUGGCAGGGCUCUAGAAUCACAGGACGGUUUCAAUCUGUUUAACUCUCUUCCCCUGGCGUAUUAAACUUGGGUUCAGAUUCGGAAUGACAGAAGUGGAGACAGUCAUCUGUCAGGAGACAUGGUAUGCUGGGCUGCCCUGCCUCGUCCUGGUCUCUCUCACUCUUUCCAUGGUCUCCACCUAUCUCUUCUCCUCCUCCUUCUCCCGCUUUCUCUCUAGUGGGAGACUGGCACGCUGCUGUGGGAACUCAUGGGUCUUUUACGCAGAACCCGUGCUUCCUCUUUGUCCCAGCAGACUUACUGCUACAAUGCAGACUUGCAGGGCUUAUAUGGGACCAAUGCGGGUUGUAGCUGUGCCUUUACAGUGCAGCUCUCCACAGCAACGCCCUGCCCAAGGUGGAGAAGGUUCCAAAUGGGCAGUGCCUAGUAACCACAACGCAUGGGUGCCCUGUGCUGUCAGAGGCCAUCACCUCCUGCAGAAGGGCACGCACCUUCUGACUUGUCACAUCCCAGCUUCACACUACUUCCUAUUUUGACUUUUUUGCAGAAUUGUGGUUUCGGAGCCAAAGUUAGCUUGGUAAUGAUAGAUAGAGCAAAUGCCUAUUAUGCGUGGUUUCUGAGUUUAAUCCUCAGGUCAGACACAAAUUCUUUUUUUUAAGCACUUUUAUAUGCCUUACUUAUUUUUAUUGUAUGUACAUUGGUAUUUUCCUGGCAUGCAUAUCUGUAUGAUGGUGUUGGGUCCCUUGCAACUUGAGUCAGUCGCGAGCUGCCAUGUGGAUGCUGGGAAUUGAACCUGGGUCCUUGGGAAGAACGACCAGUGCUUUUAGCCUCUGAAGUAUCUCUCGAGCCCCAACACAAAUUCUUAAUCUGUGAGAGUGUACAUAACUAUUUUUUUUCUUUUGGAUUUUUCGAGACAGGGUUUCUCUGUAUAGCCCUGGCUGUCCUGGAACUCACUUUGUAGACCAGGCUGGCUUCGAACUCAGAAAUCCACCUCCCUCUGCCUCCCGAGUGCUGGGAUUAAAGGUGUGUGCCACCACUGCCACUCCUGUUGUCCAUUCCCUGUCUGCUUUCAGGCAUUUUCAUUUUCUCAUAACCUAGACCUGCUCAGCAGUAGUGUCACAUACUCUCCAUGUGGCAUCUGUAUAUACGAUUGUAUAUGCUCGUUCAUGCUUUAUGCUUCUAAUGACUGACUGUUUUGCCUUAGUCUGUGUUACAUUUUUAUUUAGGCCUGUUUUCUUCCUGCUUCUGAAGCACUCAUUUCUGGCUGCUAUGGAAACCAUACAGGCUACAUCCUCAGGGGACAAGCCCUCCUUAAGAUGAGCUGGUUGUGACCCUUCUUGCUCACCCUUCCCUAUGGUCUAGCUCUUGUCAGACCCUUUGCUUCCUUUUCCAGAAGAUUUGAAUGGAAGCUGUGCCCCUAGCCAGAGAUGCUAAGCCUCCUUCCCUCCUGUUUCCUUCAGAACAUACCAAAGGGAAUUUUUUUUCUUCUAAAUAUUUUAUGUAUAUGGGUGUUUUGUUUACAUGUGUAUCUGUGCCCCACAGAGGCCAUAAGAGGGCCUUGGAUCCCUAUAACUAAUUAGACUGUUUUAAGUUACUGUGUGGGUGCUGGGAUUCGAGCUCGGUUCUCUGCAAGAACAGCAAGGACCUUUAACUGUUGAGCCAUCUUUCCAGCUCUCAAAGGAGAUUUGACUUGUUUUAAACCCUUAUUUCAUUGAAAAUAAGUUCUUCUGUCGGGCAUCUUCGGGCUUAAUACCCCUGGCACUGUGUGAGUACAGAGACAAGAGGAUUUACAAUUGAAUCCUACCCAAUUGCUAGAAAGCUACUAUCUACAUCUAAGCAGGGUCUGAUGCAAUCUUUAGGAAGGACCCUAGCUCCUCCAAAUUCUCAUCAUGUCUUCUGUCUAGUUUUGAGACCCCAAGCUCUUCUUGCUGAACACAGUUAGUACUUAACUGGAUACAUUUGUAACACACUUCUGGUUCAACUUUUACUUCCCAUAGAACCCUUUAGUUCUGGUAACACAUUCCAGUAAUGAUUUCUUCAUUCCCAGUUGCUUUGUAAACUGCAUUAUAAUGGAUCCAUUUAAGGAAAAUGAUCUCUUAAAUAAAACCCCAAUUUCUUUCAUACUUCAUGCAUCCUGAAAAUAUUUGUCCAACAACCAUUUGAUUCAGAUGCUUGGGCUUAAGGCUCCUCCUGUUCCUAAGCGUUCCAUUUCUGGUGAUGGAGGCCAUAGAUAAAUGAGUCAGUAAGGUAAGCACUGUUAGAAUAGUGACUGUUAAACAUGUACUAGAGAGGCCGACUGCCAGAAGGGCAGCACGGCAUCUUUGAGGUGUACUGGGCUCAUUAAAGGAUAGCUAGGAUUCUGCUCCUUGAAGAUUUGAAGUCAUUUAAGUCAGAUGGAACACUGCAAAACUAUAGAAAUGCAAAAAGUAGACACCUAAUCUGCAAGAGGAAUUCUCUUUGUAGAAACAUUUCAUCUAGUAAAUGAAGUAGUUUGAAAAAAAAAAUGUCAUCAAUGUGGAAUCCCUAAUACCUAGGUCUUUCAGGCAUUGAGCAUCAAUGGUUGAUAUCACAAAAAUAAAGAAAUACCACCCACGAAGUUUAAAAACUCUGGUAGAGGGUAUGGCUCAGUGGUAGACUUCUCGUCUCACAUGUAGGGAGUCCUUUGUUCAGUUCCCAAGCACAGCAAAGAAAGAAUUUAGUUUUGAGUCUGAUCAAGCCUUUGGAUUCAACUAGUAUUUAAACAGGGGAAAGGCAGGGGAAAUACUGAACUAUAUUAUCAAGAUGACCCAAUUCUUUGAUAAAUUAGUUACAAUAAGAAAAGAGUGUAGGAAGGACAAUAUUGUAGUCUCAAUGCAUGCUUACGAACCCAGCCCUUGGGAGGGAGGAUCAGGAGUUAACAGGUCUUCUUAGCUACAAAUGGAGUUCUAGGCCAUCUUAGGUUACACGAGACUGUGGUCCAGUCAUGCCCUCCCCUCACACAAGCAUACUCUGUGAGAUAAUUGGACAUUUCAACAUAGAAUGCUUGUUACAAAGGGAUGAUCAUGUUUUAAGUGUGAGUUUGGGGAAAAUACAAAAUCUCGAGACAUGGUUUCUCUGUGUAGCCUUGGCUGUCCUGGAACUCACUCUGUAGACCAGGCUGGCCUCGAACUCAGAAAUCUGCCUGCCUCUGCCUCCCAAGUGCUGGCAUUAAAGACGUGUGCCACCACUGCCCGGCUGAGACAGGAUCUUUUACGUUUUGGCCUUAAUUUAUGUUUUUUUUUUUUUUUACAUUAAAAAAAUAAUCUACUUAUUUUAUGUGCAUUGUUGUGUUGUUUUCCCUGCAUCCUGUGUGAGAAUGUCUGUUCCCCUGGAGCUUAGGUUACAGACAGUUGUGAACGGCUAUGUGGGUGCUUGGAAUUGACCGUGGUCUUCUGGAAGAGCAGUCAGGGCUCUUAACCACUGAGCCUUCUUUCCAACCUGUUUGGUUGGUUUUGAGAUUUAGGACGAUAAGAUUUCAAAACAAAAAGAAAACCCAGUCUGGCCUUUAUCUUAUUCUGUAGCUGAGGGUAACUUUAAAUUCCUGAUACUCCUGGCUUUGCAUAUAAAUAUUGGGAUCAUAAGCAUAUGCCACCAUUGAGGUCUCUUGCUAAAUAUUGCAGGCUGGACCUGAACUUAAGAACUGCCUGACUUUGUCCAUCAAGUGCUAGGAUUAGCUAUGUGUGGCACCACGCCUGUGUAUAAUUGUAGCCUUACAGUUAGAGCAGUGUGUUGGAAUGAAUGCUUCAUGGUUGAAAAGCCACGACCGGGAAAUCUGCUUUCAAGUACUGAGGUGGCACGGUGGAUGGGGUGUAAAUGAAAUGAGACUAGCCAUGAAUAGUCAUUAAGGCUGUUAGAUGUGUGGAACCGAGGUGCAGGACCACGGAGCACACAUCAGGAAAAACAGUCGAGACAGCAGCAGCAGUACAGGCAGCAGCAGUACAGCAGCAGCAGUACAGGCAGCAGACAGCAGCAGCAGUACAGCAGCAGCAGUACAGGCAGCAGCAGUACAGUAGCAGCAGUACAGGCAGCAGCAGUACAGCAGCAGUAGUACAGCAGCAGCAGUACAGGCAGCAGCAGUACAGUAGCAGCAGUACAGGCAGCAGCAGUACAGGCAGCAGCAGUACAGCAGCAGCAGUACAGGCAGCAGCAGUACAGGCAGCAGCAGUACAGCAGCAGCAGUACAGGCAGCAGCAGUACAGGCAGCAGUAGUACAGCAGCAGCAGUACAGGCAGCAGCAGUACAGGCAGCAGCAGUACAGCAGCAGCAGUACAGGCAGCAGCAGUACAGGCAGCAGCAGUACAGGUAGAGGUGGCUUUUGGAUUAUGAGUUUCUUUAACUGCCAAGUGCAGACAGAGGUUAGGUUUCAGAUGUCUAUGAGACUGAAGUUCUGGGAUGGGGAAUUCUGGAACAGUCAUAAGGAUGGAAGAGGAAGGCUGAACCAAGGAGACUCCCUGUCACAUUUUAGCAAGGUCAACGCUGUUUUUAAGUUUUGUUAAACUUGGCUUGAUGGUAAAAUUUUCAUUUAUAAGCAUGACUGUAGACAAUUUAAAUUUUUUGUUUAUGGCUAUUGGAUCAUUCGGAUACUUUAAAUGGAGCACAUUGUAGUAGAGGGUAGACAACGUGGGGAAAUUGGCCACCAUGCUAGCGCAGUCUUUGGCCCAGCAGGUGCAUUUGCACAUACUAAUUUGUUUCUAGGAAGGACAGAAGGGAGGCAUGGAAAUCUCAUGUAUCACACACCAAAGCCAGUCCCUCUGCGCAGCUGGAUUAUAUGGGCUGCAACGUGGCUCUCUCCUGCUCUUACCAGAGCGCCUGGAUUCAUAGCCCUUUUCCUGUGCACAAUCAAGUUGGAAGGCAGGGAAUGAUGCCAUAAUUGCUCCUCUUUUAACCAUGGCUGCUUCUUAUCCAUAUCACCCCUUUUAAUACCACUGUACCUUUAAGAAAGGUAUCAAUUGACAAUUUCCAUACCUGAAUACAGUGUUACCUUGGUAAUGUUUACCACCGUACCUCUUUCCAUCUCCCCCAACCCACUGUACCUUAUAGCUGUUUAAAUUCCAGACUACAAGACUCUGCAGUUGCCAUCUUUUCCUUCUUUUCUUCAAACUUGAAAUCUUUCUAUAUUGGAAAAGCCAUUGACGUGUUAAUCUCUCCUAAGCUACACUCUCUUUCAUCUUUGUGCCUUUAUAAAAGUGCAUGGAGACACACAAGCUACCUAUGUCUAGUGAGAAUAAGCUGUCAACAUUGUAGGCUUGCAGGCUAAAAUCUUUUAGGUAUAUCCUCAUGCGUCUGUCCAUUGGCUUCUAUGCCACUCUGCCUCAUGGUUGUUGUGUGUAUAUUUUAACCCCAGCUGCAGGGGUUAGUGUCUGAAAUCUUGGUCCUCUGCUAGAGAGAACAACAAUUUUCCUUUAGGGCUAGGAUAUGAAAUCUCUUCUGGAGUAAGCCUUGGAGUCUGACAGUGGUUUUGAGUCUAUGAACAGUUUUGAAUUUGGGGAGCCAAGCCCUGUCCUGGGUUGUUUCACUUAAGCCCUCUAUUUUCCACAGACUCUGUGUAUUCCUCUUGCUCCCAUUCCAACUGUUCCCACCCAAGAAGGAUGCCUUGUGCUUCUGCACAUUUUACUCAGUCGUAUUGGCCUGUGUGGUAGCCAGAGAUCCGGUUAGAGGACUGGUAAAUGGAAUUAGAGAGGUAUGAGAAAGGAUUUUGCAGAAAUUGGAUGUGCUGCUGUACUCCUGUAAUCCCAGGCCCUGGGAAGUGGGGGCAGGAGGAUCACUACCCAUCCUUAGCUACUUGGUGAGUUUGAUGCCAAACUAUGCCACAUGGGACCAGGUCUCAAACAAAACAAGCUUGCUUUGCGGUUUGCCUACAUCUUAGAAGGCUAUUUAUUCUACUGAUAACAGCAGAAGAAGUUGUACUGGGUAACUAUCUUUUUGUUUUUCCGGCUGUACAAUUUGAAAAAUGUAAUUGAAGGUAAUUUACAGAGUAUCAAGGAGUAGUUUUAUUUUGUUUCAUUUUUGUUUUUCUUAACACAGGAUAAGUACUUAUAUUCUUGGGUCUCUCCAUCCAGAGGCAACCAUUAUUAACAUUCUGUUAUUCUUUUAUCUGUUUUUUGUCCACUUAACAAUAAUAAAAUAAAGCUUAUGCAAUACAGGUGAUGCAGUUUUGCCUGCCUUUCCUGCCCAGUAUUGUUUCAGACAUGUUUCUAAAUUGAUUCUUCAAAACCAAUUAUUUUCAUGGCUGCAUGACUAUACCAUUAUUUAUUUAAUUUUUUCAGUUGUUGAAUACUUAAAUAUUAUAACUAUGUAUAAUAUUAUAAAUAUGCUACAAUAAACUUAUUUCUGUCUAAA